AUUUCAACUUUUUAAAAAUUUUAUAUUUUCGGUUCGAUUUUUAGAAUGGCAUUUUUAUCUGCAAAAUUUCUUAUUUUUCUGUAUUUUUACGGGGUUUUAUGCAAGGAGACGCCAAGAAACCCCUUAGUUAUAGGUGAGCGUUUUGAAUUAUUUGUUUAUUACUGUAAAAAUAAUUUGAUUAAAUAUAAUAAAAGUCGCAUGCCUAUCAUGUGAUUUGAUAUAUGUUUAACAAAAUCUGUAUGGUCCUGUUUUACAUGACAAGUUAAGUUGAAUGUCAAUAAGGCCAAAUAAAAAAAAUACUUUGUUAGAGUCACCGCCCGCCUCUCGAUUUUCUGCCGCCUCUGAAUUUUUUAAAUUUUUUUUUAUGUAAAUCUCUUCGUUUUACAGCUUACAGUCAAUUUCAGCUGACUUUUCAUCGUAAGAUUCCGAACUUCGUUCCGAACUUCACAAAUUCGUUGCGAAGUUCAAAAGUUCAUAAUGAAAUUCACAAACAGGUUUGUAAACAAAGCCUCUGAUUGGCUAUUAAAUCAAACCAGCCAAUCAAAUGCCCAGUUUACAAACCUGUCUGUGAAUUUCAUUAUGAACUUUUGAACUUGGCAACGAAUUUGCGAAGUUCGGAAUCUUACGAUGAAAAGUCAGCUGAAAUUGACUGUAAAACAAUUUAAUAUUUGAAAUUUUUCUCAUGCUCAGACCUUCGCGCUAUAUACUGAUCGAUAGGAGCGCGUAGGCACAGAAUAAGGUACACAGAAGGUCGACUCAAGUAACGCUGCCACGCCAUGAUUCAUCAUCAAAAUGCUGACGCCAUGGUCCUAGCCAGUGCGGGUUUGAGAGGCAUUCCCCCCCUGGACAUCCGCCAUUUUGAAUGAUAUCAGGGGGGUGAAUGCCUCUCAGACGCGCACUGGCUAGGACCAUGGCGUCAGCAUUUGAUGACGAAUCACGAGUUACGCCAAAAUCAUACGAAAAUCAUAGGAAAAACGAAGAAGUCGGCCUUCUGUGUACCUUAUUCUGUGGCGUAGGCUUGGGUAUACAAGGUUCUUAAAGCAAAAUGGCGGCCUUCGCAACAUCAGUACAAAAAAUAUCACCGAUAUGGUGGAAAAACCGCCCCCCCAUCCCCUCCAAAAAUACUAUUAAAAAAUUAAAAAACGAGUAAAAAUUUUAAAAAAAAUCCGCCCGCCCGCCUCUGAAAAUUUGUGAGAGUGUGACGCUAACCAAGUAUUUUUUUUUUUGGCCUAAGGGCAUAUUUUUCUUUUGCUUUUAGUACAAAUCUAUUCAAUUGAGUUAAGAACAACUUCCACUUUGCCAGUGAGCUAGGUGUUGGUUCUGUUUCCCUUUGAUAAGUAAAAAUCAUCUGGCAUUAGACAGAGAAAAAUAAUAAAGAAGAGUGCAUUAUUUGCCAUUAGACUGGCUUAAUGGGUUGACAAGAUGUAUGGGAAGACAGUAAUGUAACAAAUUAAUGGUCAACAACUCAAGCUUAAAGGGGCAAUGUCACCGAUUUUUGACCUAAAAUGCCUUUUAUUCAAAAACUAAAGUACAAAGUUAAAAAUGAACAUCGUAAACAGAUUAAGUUAUGAUAUAUGAGUCGUAUUAAACAACUAUGAACUUCCACGCAACAUGUACAUGACAUUUUCAUAAAAAUUGACUAAAACUUGAAAAAGUGUCUGCCAACAGUCAAGAUGUCAUUUAUAAUCCAUCUCAAUCCUGGCAUAAUCUUGCCCAUCCAGACUUCUUUUUGUGUCUGUCAUUGCUUUAUUUUGCGCUUACACUCAUUCUUUUUCAGUUUUGGGCAAAAUUUGCGAGGGUUAGAAUUGCUCAAAAGUCGGUGACAUUGCCCCUUUAAUUGAUACAUUCUAUUGAACUUUGAUGUAGUGAUUGGUGAUGGUGGUAGUCAGAUUCAAUUAAAGUUAAACAAACCUGAACAUGUGCACUUUUGGUGUGAGAAGGUAUCUGAUUGGUUUACAAGCUGGGUGUCCGUGGAGGAACUUCUUCCUCGCAUCAUUGAUUGUUUUACUGAUAAUAUGCGGUAUGUUGACCUAUGAACUUGCAUUGAUGAUGCAACGUUGACCUUGCCAUGCAACUUCCUGAAAACUAAAAUUUCAACAUCUCUCUAGCAAAGGCCUGCUAUAUAUAGGAAGAAAUGGAAAAGUAGUUGACCCUGGGGGGGGGGGGGCAACUGCCCUUUCCCAAUAAAGUCUUGGAAUGAUAGCUGAAUAACUGAACAACUUUUCAACCAUGAAUUAAGUAUUGCUAGCCUAUAAAUUAAGCUAUUUAUCAAAUGAAAUUUAAGGCAACAAAGUUAUAAGAACUAAGAUUUCAAGCUUAAAAAGGUGGUUGUAUGUUGUCAACCUAACUAGCCCCCCCCCCCCCUAAUAUUUUGCCCUUCCUCCAAUAUGUCUGCCAUUGAAUGUAAAUACAGCAUAAUUUAUGAUUGGUUUAAUUACAGGUAACAUAAUUGUUCAUAAUUAUCAUGAAAUCCAUCACAACACAACUGCAUGAUGUAUUAUUGAUCCAAAAAUUUGCUUAUAUGAAAGCAACUCCCCCCUGUGCUGAGUAACAGUUCAUUUCAUGCUAUCCACAAGCUUAUUUUCAACAGCAAACUUAGUCAGAAAUGACAGGUUAACCCUACAGAGCUUAUUGUUAUUACAAUUAUUUUCUCAUUUAUUAUAGAUUAGUUUUCAAUGAUACAAAUGGAACAUUUUCAAAUUCUCCCGGAGUACAAAGUCGAGUGCCGUAUUUUGGAAAUACGACAGGUAUUGAGUAUCUUGAUCCUUCAACAAAAGAUGUUGGUGAGUACUUUGGAGCAUUUGUCCAAGGAUUGGUUGACACUGGUUAUGUUCGAGGCAAAAGUAUCCGAGCUGCACCUUAUGACUUUAGAAAUACACCUGGUGAGUUUACUUGGAAUAAUUAACUUGUUUUUUUAUAUCUUUCCCAUGCAGUAAGUUCUGUUGUUUCUCUAGUCAAGACUAAAAUUGCAGCGUUCUACUACACAGCAAACUGAGCAAAGAAUUGUGAAGGUUUAUUUGUCAGAUAAUGCUGGACAAUGUACGAAAAUUGCUGUACGCAUGUGAACCUAUUUUUUCUAAUGAAUAACUGCAAUGCUAUUUCAGAUUUAACUGGGGAAUAUUUUAGCAAACUAAAAGCUCUUAUUGAAGAAACAUUUGCAAUGAAUGAGAACAUGCCUGUUGUUCUGGUAUGUCACAGUCUGGGAUGUCCAUAUUCAUCAAUCUUUUUACACAAGCAAACACAGAACUGGUUGGACAAGUAUUUAAGAGUCUGGCUCACUAUUUCUGCGCCAUGGGGAGGCUCGGUGAAAACCGUAGGGUUGUAUGCAUCAGGUUAUACGCUGGGAAUACCAAGAGUUCUUGUCAACCCAUUGAAAUUGCGAGCUUUUCAAAGAUCAGUCAAGAGCAGCAUCUAUCUUUUACCAAGUAAAGAUUUUUGGAACGCUGAUCAUGUAAGCAAAUUAUUGUUUUUAAUUUGAUUAAUUAUACUAAUUUGAUUAAUUAUGGUGCUUUAUCAUGCUAAGUGCAACUUUUAAUUAUGUUGAGAUAGAUUAAGAUGAUUGAAUUUCCACUAGAGAGUAACACCCAUCAAUGUACACAUCCUUGUUUAUGAAUUUAAUUAUGUUGUUUAUGAAUUUAAUUAUGUUGUUUAUGAAUUUAAUUAUGUUGUUUAUGAAUUUAAUUAUGUUGUUUAUCAAUUUAAUUAUGUUGUUUAUCAAUUUAAUUAUGUUGUUUAUGAAUUUAAUUAUGUUGUUUAUGAAUUUAAUUAUGUUGUUUAUGAAUUUAAUUAUGUUGUUUAUGAAUUUAAUUAUGUUGUUUAUGAAUUUAAUUAUGUUGUUUAUCAAUUUAAUUAUGUUGUUUAUCAAUUUAAUUAUGUUGUUUAUCAAUUUAAUUAUGUUGUUUAUCAAUUUAAUUAUGUUGUUUAUGAAUUUAAUUAUGUUGUUUAUGAAUUUAAUUAUGUUGUUUAUGAAUUUAAUUAUGUUGUUUAUGAAUUUAAUUAUGUUGUUUAUGAAUUUAAUUAUGUUGUUUAUGAAUUUAAUUAUGUUGUUUAUGAAUUUAAUUAUGUUGUUUAUGAAUUUAAUUAUGUUGUUUAUGAAUUUAAUUAUGUUGUUUAUGAAUUUAAUUAUGUUGUUUAUGAAUUUAAUUAUGUUGUUUAUCAAUUUAAUUAUGUUGUUUAUCAAUUUAAUUAUGUUGUUUAUCAAUUUAAUUAUGUUGUUUAUCAAUUUAAUUAUGUUGUUUAUCAAUUUAAUUAUGUUGUUUAUGAAUUUAAUUAUGUUGUUUAUGAAUUUAAUUAUGUUGUUUAUGAAUUUAAUUAUGUUGUUUAUGAAUUUAAUUAUGUUGUUUAUGAAUUUAAUUAUGUUGUUUAUGAAUUUAAUUAUGUUGUUUAUGAAUUUAAUUAUGUUGUUUAUCAAUUUAAUUAUGUUGUUUAUCAAUUUAAUUAUGUUGUUUAUCAAUUUAAUUAUGUUGUUUAUCAAUUUAAUUAUGUUGUUUAUGAAUUUAAUUAUGUUGUUUAUGAAUUUAAUUAUGUUGUUUAUGAAUUUAAUUAUGUUGUUUAUGAAUUUAAUUAUGUUGUUUAUGAAUUUAAUUAUGUUGUUUAUGAAUUUAAUUAUGUUGUUUAUGAAUUUAAUUAUGUUGUUUAUGAAUUUAAUUAUGUUGUUUAUGAAUUUAAUUAUGUUGUUUAUGAAUUUAAUUAUGUUGUUUAUGAAUUUAAUUAUGUUGUUUAUCAAUUUAAUUAUGUUGUUUAUCAAUUUAAUUAUGUUGUUUAUGAAUUUAAUUAUGUUGUUUAUGAAUUUAAUUAUGUUGUUUAUGAAUUUAAUUAUGUUGUUUAUGAAUUUAAUUAUGUUGUUUAUCAAUUUAAUUAUGUUGUUUAUCAAUUUAAUUAUGUUGUUUAUCAAUUUAAUUAUGUUGUUUAUCAAUUUAAUUAUGUUGUUUAUGAAUUUAAUUAUGUUGUUUAUGAAUUUAAUUAUGUUGUUUAUGAAUUUAAUUAUGUUGUUUAUGAAUUUAAUUAUGUUGUUUAUGAAUUUCAUUAUGUUGUUUAUGAAUUUCAUUAUGUUGUUUAUGAAUUUCAUUAUGUUGUUUAUGAAUUUAAUUAUGUUGUUUAUGAAUUUAAUUAUGUUGUUUAUGAAUUUAAUUAUGUUGUUUAUGAAUUUAAUUAUGUUGUUUAUGAAUUUAAUUAUGUUGUUUAUGAAUUUAAUUAUGUUGUUUAUGAAUUUAAUUAUGUUGUUUAUCAAUUUAAUUAUGUUGUUUAUCAAUUUAAUUAUGUUGUUUAUCAAUUUAAUUAUGUUGUUUAUCAAUUUAAUUAUGUUGUUUAUGAAUUUAAUUAUGUUGUUUAUGAAUUUAAUUAUGUUGUUUAUGAAUUUAAUUAUGUUGUUUAUGAAUUUAAUUAUGUUGUUUAUGAAUUUAAUUAUGUUGUUUAUCAAUUUAAUUAUGUUGUUUAUCAAUUUAAUUAUGUUGUUUAUCAAUUUAAUUAUGUUGUUUAUGAAUUUAAUUAUGUUGUUUAUGAAUUUAAUUAUGUUGUUUAUGAAUUUAAUUAUGUUGUUUAUGAAUUUAAUUAUGUUGUUUAUGAAUUUAAUUAUGUUGUUUAUGAAUUUAAUUAUGUUGUUUAUGAAUUUAAUUAUGUUGUUUAUGAAUUUAAUUAUGUUGUUUAUGAAUUUCAUUAUGUUGUUUAUGAAUUUCAUUAUGUUGUUUAUGAAUUUAAUUAUGUUGUUUAUGAAUUUAAUUAUGUUGUUUAUGAAUUUAAUUAUGUUGUUUAUGAAUUUAAUUAUGUUGUUUAUGAAUUUAAUUAUGUUGUUUAUGAAUUUAAUUAUGUUGUUUAUGAAUUUAAUUAUGUUGUUUAUGAAUUUAAUUAUGUUGAGAUAGAUUAAGAUGAUUGAAUUUCCACUAGAGUGCAACACCCAUCAAUGUACACAUCAUUUUCAGAUGAAAAAUCUCGCAAGCCUAUGGCUAUGUUUAUACUGUACUGGGUAGUUUUCCGUAGCGAUGUGGAAAAACACCUAUCCGUACCUUUUAGGAAUGCUAUUUUCAUUGGAAUUAUUGCAACGGAGAGAUGUUAUUUCGCUCAGCUUCUGAAAGUUGUACAUUCUGUAUGGGACAGGUGCUUUUUCGCCCCGCUACGGAAACUCGUCAGAAAGCUAUCUGCUAUGGUAUAAAUGUAGCCUUUAUUUCCUCUGUAGUAUAAGUCAUGUCAACGCUCUAAAUGCGCAAAAGGCAUGCAUAGUUUCAUGUUCAUUAACAAACACUUUUCUUUAUUUAGGCAUUUGUGCAGUCAGCAACGAGAAACUACACAAUCAACGACUAUGAUGCUUUCUUUCAAGACAUCAAGUACCCCAUUGCAAUAGAAAUGAAAAAAACUGUACCACCAAUAUUCAACAGUUCUGCACCCAACGUGCCCGUUUUAUGCCUGCAUGGUUCAGGUGUAGAUACCCCAGUGACGUAUAGAUAUAAGCCAGGGACCUUCCCAGAUGGACCGCCAGACAGAGUAAUGUCUGACGGAGAUGGCACAGUCUCCUCAAUCAGUUUAAAAGGUUGUACGCGAUGGCAACAGGAGAAACCGCUGGUUAUCAAGGACUUCGACUCAUGUGAGCACAAUGGUAUACUCAGAAAUGAAGCAUUUAUUGAUUUCGUUAAAGAUUUUCUGUACAACGGUACAUUUUAAGCCACGUUGACACACUGGAAUUUGUCAACUCGAUUUCAGCUCUUCUCGAAUGUUAACGAUGAAAAUUUUUGUUCAUGUUGUUCACAUCUAAAACAACACGUACAUUGCAAACACGUCCAUUUCAAACACGUAUAUUUCAAACACGUCCAUUUCAAACACGUAUAUUUCAAAUACGUCCAUUUCAAACACGUACAUUUCAAAUAAGUUCAUCUAAAAUCAAGCUGAGAAGUCGCAGUGUGCAAACAUACUUUUAGGGAAACAUAGUUAGGAGAUUGGAAUUAAUAUUAAUAUAGGAUAGUGUUCAUUGCUCGAAUGUCUGUCGAAGAAAUGCAACGGAUAAUGGUUUAAUAUAUGUGUGGGUUUGAUAUAUGUAUAGGUUUUAAAAUAUAAUUCCCAGGACUUUCCUGAAAAUCACCUCUGGGUGAGGUUGUCUCCUGGGAAAAGAUUAUUCAAUUCAAAUUCACACUGGAAAUUUGUAUCUACAAAAUCUACAUUUAAUAUGUGUAAGAUAGUUUCUUUUAAAUUUUGAUAAAGAGAUACUGUAAUUUUAAGCAAUGAAUAUACUUUCAAAUUGUUUUCACUG
Messenger RNA from Paramuricea clavata, 7237 nucleotides. The record is from the annotation of a GenBank genome assembly. NCBI's taxonomy places the organism in Eukaryota, Metazoa, Cnidaria, Anthozoa, Malacalcyonacea, Plexauridae.